Messenger RNA from Cariama cristata (Red-legged seriema), 2649 nucleotides. RefSeq names its product separin-like. Gene Ontology annotation, cellular component: nucleus; mitotic spindle; cytoplasm. Gene Ontology annotation, biological process: proteolysis; meiotic chromosome separation. Gene Ontology annotation, molecular function: cysteine-type endopeptidase activity. The record is from RefSeq and is a predicted model, not a curated record. Lineage: Eukaryota; Metazoa; Chordata; Aves; Cariamiformes; Cariamidae.
AUGUGCAUCACCGCUGCCUUUUCCCCUGGUGUAGAGAUAGAGAGGGACCAGAGAGCCAAAGCUCAGGGGCUGAAGAACCUAGAUGACUUUGAGCCCAACGACCUCAACUACGAAGGCCGACUUCUGGAGGACAGGUUCCUGUAUGACGGCAUCUCCUUCAACCUGGCGACAGAGACCGGUGAGGACGCUGGCGGGGUGUCUCAGACCUGUGCUGUGCCCUCAGCUCUGUCCAAAAGCCUGGAUGACGCCUUUGCCUUGUGGAAGCAGCUCCUGGCAACACCGAGCAUCCCAGCUGUGCGCAGCCCCGAGCAGACUGUAGCUUCCCUGCAUCUCCUGGCAGCUCUCUACAAGCUGAUGGCCAAGCCCUUGCAAGCCAUGGAGAGCUACCUCCUGGUCAGAGCACUGUGCAGCGCAUUUGGGGACAGCCUGGGCACGGCCAGUGCCCUGUGCCAGGUCACCAAGCUGCUUUUCCAGCUGGAGUGCCCCAGCUACGCCCAGCUUUUCCUGGAGGAAACAGAAUCCUGCCUGCAGAAAGCCGACAGCAGUGAUGAUUCCUACCUGCUGCUACAGCAAACCUACCUCCUGCUCCGUAGCCAGCUGUGCUGUGUUAACCACCAGAUUGAAGAGGGUCUCACCCUGUUGCUGGAGGUGCUCCAGAGCCCGGCUCUGCAAAAAAUUGCGAAGGUCUGGUACCUGCUGCGAGCCCACGUCCUUCAACUGGUGGCCGUCUACCUGAGCCUCCCCCCUGCCCGCCUCUCGCUGGAGCUCCGGCAGCGCAUCUUUGCACGAGGGUGGAAGACGCCCAAGACUGCUCUUAUCGAAGCCCAGAAGCUUUUCCGCAGCAUCAUCCUCCUGCUGUUGGGCAGCGACGUGCUGGGCUGUCAGACAACGGCGUCCGAUGUCCAGUUUGUGGAUUACGGGGACAACCUGCUGCUGAAGUGGCAAGUGCUGGCUGACAUGUUGGUCUGCUCGGAGCACCUGGUGGUUCUCCUCAGCAGGCUGGAGGUGGUCUGUAAAGCCAAAGCUUUCUGCUUGGAGGCCGUCAAGUUGGCCAUGAAACUGCAAACCACCUGGUGGUGUACUCCCUUCCUGGUGCUGAAGGCCCAGCUGGAGCUGCAGCAGAGCGAGCUGGAACUGAGCCACUUUGAUCUCCAGCAGGUUCUCUUCCUCCUGGAGUCUGACAUCCAGUUUAAAACCAGCAAGAAGCAGAAAGGCCAGACCAAGAUCCUGCCCAGGAAGGGCAAACUCGAGGGCAAGAAGUCGCAGGACCCCAUCUCUGAGCCCCCCGGGGAAGAAGAGGGUUUCCUGAAGGGACCUGAGCUGGAAUUUGUGGCCACGGUGAGCAGGCUGGAGAAGGCAGAUGCUCUCACUGCCUCGCCGGAGCUGAAACCCAGGAGGAGGAAGAGACUGGCCUUCCUCGCCCACCCGGCAGCCUGUCCGUGCUACCUGUGCUCUGACCUGGUGCUCUCAGCUCUCUGCCUGCGCUGGCUUCUCUCCUGCGCCCAGGGCGAGCUGGCAGCAGGCAACACGACCGAGGGGCUGGGUCUAAUCCAUGCUGUGUUGCCGCGCUGUGCUGCCGUGGCCUCCCGCUUUGCCGCUGUGCUGCGAGACAAGCUAUGGGGCAGCUCCAGCGGCCGGGACUUGCCUACACUGGAGCUGCUGGACGAUUUGGUGGCCACUGGCUAUGCCACGUUGGCCCUUCAGAGCCUUGCCAGCCCCCGGCCGGCGAAGGAGCUGCAGGAGGAGCUGGAGACGGGGUUGACCUUCCUAACAUCCUGUAGACCCCAUUUGCCCAGCCUGGAGGUCUCUAGGGCCAGCCUGCUGCUUACCAAAGCCAUGGCUACCAUUUGCCACCUGGCCUCCAAGCACGGCAACUCCAUGGACGGUGUCUUUGCCGGCGCUUGGCAGUUGCCCACACUGACUCCGGCAGAGCCCAAAGUGGCAGCCGUGCCGCAGACCCUCAAGACGGACAAGGCUCAACCCCAAAGGCGCAAAACCAAAACAAGCUUGGCCCCCGCCGUGCCCAAACCCAGGGUGAAGAAGAGCCAGAAAGCGAAGCCCCUGGCUGUGCCGAACGCUGGUGACAUCUUUGCUCUGGGUGAUCUGGACAGCGAGGUGCCCCCCAUCGUCAUCCGGCCGGUGACAGUGCCCUGUACCCCUCACCAAAAAACCUGUCCCCCCGCCAAGGCACGCAUAGCCCCUGGCUCCAGGACUCCCUUCACCAUCUUCAGCGAAUCCUCCCCGCCAGCCAGCAAGUCCCGGCUCCUGCGAGCGCCCAAAGUCUUGGGGAAAGUCAAGUCUCGCCUAAAGGUGACGUUCAGCGAUGACAGCGACGUCGAGGAUUCCGAAGCGGGGCAUACCCCCGUAUUUACCCACAAGACAUCCUGCGCCCAGAAAACUCUGCCCCGCAAAUCCACGGGGGCCCAAGCGAGUGCCCUGGGGUUCGGCAGCCGGAGCAGCGGGGCUCAGCCCCGGAGAGGGCGGGCGGGCGCCCGCCGAGUCGGGGCUGCGGAGGCGAAGAGGGAGCGGGCGACCCGCAGGGCUCCUGGCAAGGGAGCAGAGGAGGAACGAGACCUUCUGAGGGCUGCUGAGGAAGAGAAGGUGGAGGAAGAGCUUGAGAUCAGCUUUGAGGUCUUGCGGGUCUCUGAG